This is a messenger RNA of Nerophis lumbriciformis (worm pipefish), 1185 nucleotides long. The record is from RefSeq and is a predicted model, not a curated record. Lineage: Eukaryota; Metazoa; Chordata; Actinopteri; Syngnathiformes; Syngnathidae.
AUGGAUGUUUUUUCAACGUAUAACCUCGACUACCUUCCAGAAAACAUUUUAAUUGACGUGCUGUCAUAUUUGAGCGUGCGCGAGCUUGUCAAAGCUGGGAGAGUGUGUAAGAAAUGGAGACGCCUUGUGAAGGAUCAAAAACUAUGGAGACUUGUUGACCUGACUACGUGGAGGGGGAUGACAUCCCGUAUCCUGUGGGUCCUACUGCGCCAGUAUCUGGGUUGUGGCCUACGGUGCUUACGCUUGGAGGGGUUGCUCCUCUCUGUCCGAGGAGGCACUUUCGUCUCUGAAGCUUGGCUUAAAGCAUUGUCUGCAAAAUGUCCUCGCCUGAGCAAGCUCUACCUACUGCACGCGGACUUGAGAAGCCUCCCUAGUUGCCAAUUGCUUCCGCCAUCCUUGAAGGUGCUAGAGCUGCAAGGCUGUGAACUGCCUCUGGGUUUCUUCAACCAGGAUCCACCGCCUUCAUCUCAAGGGAACGCACCGGCGACAUCAAGCGUCCAACAGAAAGAAAGGAGUCGAGAUGCGCCAUCAGGGAUUUCUAUUGAAUGUUUAAUCCUCAAAAACGUUCCCUCUUUUAAAGACCAGCACUUGCAGAGUCUGACAUCAUGGGAAAGGCUUAGUCGACUGGAGUUGUGUGACACCUUUCGUGUAACCGCAAACGGGCUCAGAGGCUGCGCUGCCAAGAAAGGAGUCUGUGGUAUGGAGGGUCUAUUCCGUCUCAAAUAUUUGGGAAUGAGCUUCACUGCACGGCAGGGCUAUCAGAGGCCCAUGGCCUCAUCGGGGCUAGGGUCAGGAUGGCUCGGACUACAGGAGCUGAGCCUCGGAGGCAAGGAAGUUUUACCCGGGCUCCUGUACGCUAGUCGCCUAAAGGACCUGAAACGUCUCUCUCUGAAGGCUUGCACUCUCGGCGAGAAGCAGAUCGUGCAUAACUGCAAAAAACUCCGUGAUCUCCACAGACUAGAGUUUUUAGAUGUGGUCUUUCAACCGCAGCUGUGCCCACCUGAGGGGGAGGACGGUGGCGAGGGUGAGCGGCAGGAAGAGGAGGAAACUGCAGGCGGCGAUAACGGCAGCAACGAAAGCAAACCGGAUCAACUGAUCCAGAAUCUGAGUCGCUCGCUGGCUGUCCUGUUGCCGUGCUGCACACUCUCCUUCAGCAAUUGCUCUGUUCAGACAAAUCCAGAUUAA